Messenger RNA from Solea senegalensis (Senegalese sole), 2893 nucleotides. RefSeq names its product ADP-ribosylhydrolase like 1 (gene adprhl1). The record is from RefSeq and is a predicted model, not a curated record. The transcript is spliced from 7 exons. Gene Ontology annotation, molecular function: ADP-ribosylarginine-[protein] hydrolase activity; magnesium ion binding. Bases 200 to 1276 code for a protein of 358 amino acids. Gene Ontology annotation, biological process: protein de-ADP-ribosylation. Lineage: Eukaryota; Metazoa; Chordata; Actinopteri; Pleuronectiformes; Soleidae.
ACAAGCAUUAAGCACUGUGGGCCUGAGGUAGUGUGAUCAUCUAGAGGAGGCGGCUGAGAUUCUUCAGGAUUUUUUCACAGCGGUCAUUGUUCUGUGACAGAAAAUCUGUUGGUUGUGCAAGAACACAGGAGAAGAUCUUUUUUCUUGAUUUAUUUAUUUUGAUUAGCUGGGUGAGUUAGCGUGACCAGAGCCCAGUAUCAUGGAGAAAUUCAAAGCAGCCAUGGUCUUGGGUGCUGUCGGUGAUGCUUUGGGCUACAGAAAGGGCAGCUGGGAGGGCUGCACAUCGGGCAAGAAGUUCCAGGAGGAACUGGCCUCUCUCGGGGGACUGGGGACCCUGAAACUGGACCCUGAUAAUUGGCCCCUCAGUGAUGCUACACUGAUGCACAUGACCACAGCAGAAGCUCUGAUAACAGAUUACUGGUGUCUAGAGGACCUGUACCGAGAGCUGGUGCGUCUCUAUGUUGACGCCAUGGUGUGUCUCCAGGGCAGAGCUCCUGAUCCUGCCACAGUGGAAGGCUGCGUUUACCUCAAACCUCACAACUUCCUGCUUGCCUGGCACACACCCUUCAAUGAAAAAGGGUCUGGGUUCGGGGCAGCAGCUAAGGCAAUGUGUGUUGGUAUGAGAUACUGGCAGCCUGAGAGACUGGACAACCUGGUGGAGGUCAGCAUCGAGACGGGCAGAAUGACACACAACCACCCCACAGGCUUCCUCGGCUCCAUGACAACGGCACUGUUCGCAUCUUAUGCGAUUCAGGGGAAAUCUCUGGUGACUUGGGGUCGAGAGCUCAUGAAGGUCAUCCCUCGGGCUGAGGAAUACUGCAGGAAGACCAUACGACACAUGAGUGAGUAUCAGGAAAACUGGUUCUAUUUUGAGGCCAAGUGGCAGUUUUACCUUGAAGAGAGAGAAAUAGACCAGGAAGGACAGAAUAAACCCUUGUUCCCUGAUUACUAUGAUGCUGAGGAGACAGACAAGAUGUACAAACGAUGGAGUUCGGAGGGCUGUGCAGGCCGCAGAGGUCAUGAUGCCCCCAUGAUAGCCUACGAUGCUCUUCUGGCUGCAGGCAGUGACUGGACUGAACUGUGUAAGCGAGGAAUGUUCCACGGAGGUGAGAGAGAAGCCACAGGCCUGAUCGCAGGUUGUCUCUAUGGCCUCAUGCACGGCCUGAACCAGGUUCCUCCAGGUCUGUACCAGGAUUUGGACAAACGAGUGCGUCUGGAGGAGCUGGGAGAGGCGCUUCACAAGGCGGCCUCUGCAGAGAAAUGCAUAGACAAGUAAUCCUAUUCUUCACUGGUCUGAUUCCCACUUGCUGUCAAGGGAACUGCAUCUGAAUCUAAAACUGCUUCCCUUAUGCCCCACACUACCCCUCUCUGUAUAGUUCUCUUUGGUAAUGCUUCAAUAGCCCUAACUGGAUUACUGUCCUCUGCUCACCUACUGUAUCUUGAACUCUUUUCCUUAAUUUGGUGCUCCACAAGCUGCAAAUCUGACAUGAAUGUGAACUGCUAGAUCAUCUUUCCCUUUCUUCAUCUUGAGUCUGUUUAUGACAGAGAAUAAGACACAGUUCACACACAGUGUAAGGCCACCACGCUAAACUUGAAAGCAACACAAUGUAGGAUUUCAACCUUCAAAGAUUGUCUCAAAGGAAGCAAUAAAGUUACACGGGUGCAACUAUUAAUUAAGUGGAUGUCAUGGCAGAGGCUGCACAAAAACCAAAGAGGGUUAAGGAGAGUAAUAGAAUAAGAGAAGAUAUCGGUCCAGCUUUCACUCGCUGCUAGCAGAGGGCUACUCAACCUAGAGCAGGCUAGUCAAUGUGCAUACAAUGAACAAUAGAUUUUAUGAAAACACUAGCUACGCAAACUAUAGCACUGUGGGACUUUUUUAUGUUUUUUUUGGGGUUAGUUUUGUUUCUAAUAUCUUGAAAAAUAAAACACUGUUUUCAUAUUUGUAUAAAAUGCUAUAACAUAGUACCUGUUCUGAAGACAUGGUUGACUUCUAAUGAAGACAUUAGAAGUCCAGCUUCAGACUUCACAGAUAUUGUUGGCUCUUCAACAAAUGCACAUGUUACCAUGGCAUAUACUUUAUGACGGUUGUAACAAACAAUACCAUUUAAUAACUGUGGGGGGAACCCAAGAGCAAAUCCUACAUUGUGCUACUUCAACUAUGGGAGGAUAAUACCACUUUUUGUGGUAUCUUUUAACAAUAUUAUUGUAAUUACCUCAUUUAAUCACCUUAGCUGCAGACAUUUGCAGCCCUCACUUACAUCCACGUCACAUUACAGUGGUGGUGUUGGUGUAUCUGUUUUUACAGCAAGUGGCCUGUACUUAUUGAGGCAUUUCAGUCAUGUGUUUAUUAUUUUGCCUUAUCUUUUUCCAAUAUCCAAUACAGUGAUUUUGGCCAAUAUCAGACCAAUACAGAUAUUGAGUAUUGCAAAGGUUCAUACCUAAUGUAAGUGACACAAUUAAAAGGAAAGAAAACUCUUAAAACAUUUAACCAAGAAAUGUUUUCCCUCUUUUCCUUAUCUUUCUCUAAAGCUAACUUCUAUUAACAGCACAAAGUUAUGUUGCAUCUUGUAAUAAUUUAUAAGUAUUUGUGCGAAUAUUGUCUAUUGUGACACUCUGCAAUGCAUACUUUAUUUCCUGCUUUUAUCUAAAUAUAUUAAUUGAAUCAAAGGUGCUUUAUGAAAUAAUAGUUUGCAGUGUAUGUUAUCCUUAGUUUUUCCAGUGAGAAAUGUGUUUAUUUUUUUUACUUUUAACUGUUACACAUACCAGAACUGAGUAACAGAGUAACAGUUAUGUUUUGUUACUAUUUGUUACUGUUUGCACUGUGAUAUCAGGUACAGGUCACAUGGUGAAACAUUAAUAUUACAAUGGCAAUUAAAAUGGACUGAGAUAUGCA